Molecule: messenger RNA, 2608 nt
Organism: Tachysurus fulvidraco (yellow catfish)
Lineage: Eukaryota; Metazoa; Chordata; Actinopteri; Siluriformes; Bagridae
Product: neuromedin-K receptor
Exons: 5
Coding region: 264-1454 (396 amino acids)
Biological process (GO): G protein-coupled receptor signaling pathway; positive regulation of flagellated sperm motility
Cellular component (GO): plasma membrane; sperm midpiece
Molecular function (GO): tachykinin receptor activity
Source: RefSeq, a predicted model, not a curated record
GUGCUGCUGCUGUGUUGUGACACUGUGUCUCUGAAGGUGUGAAAACUUUAUCUGCUUUAUCUCAACACCACGUGCUCUAAUGAGAAUCUAGUGCACUAUGUGGUACUGCAGUGUGAUCGGUUUAGGACGCAGACAGAGCGCGCGCCUUCACCAGGAGCAGACAAGGAGUGUGUGCGUGAAGCUGCGCGUGGUCUUUGCGCUCCCUGUAAUCCAAGUUAUUUGUUUGUUUGUUUGUUUGUUUUGUUUAUUGUUCAGUGUGAACGAUGUCAGCCGCCGGUAACACGUCGCUUGUCCCCUUAACUAACUUCACCAACCGGUUCGCGCAGCCGCCGUGGCGCGUGGCUCUGUGGUCGCUGGCGUACAGCUUGGUGCUGGUGGUCGCCGUGUUCGGGAACCUGGUGGUCAUCUGGAUCAUCGUGGCGCACAAGCGCAUGCGGACGGUCACCAACUACUUCCUACUGAACCUGGCGGUGGCGGACGCGGCCAUGGCGGCUCUUAACACACCAGUGAACUUCGUGUACGCGGCGCACGGAGACUGGUACUUCGGGGACGCGUACUGCAAGUUUCACAACUUCUUCCCGGUGGCCGCCGUGUUCGCCAGCAUCUACUCCAUGACUGCCAUCGCUGUGGACAGGUACAUGGCCAUCAUCCACCCCCUGAAACCACGUUUCUCAUCCACUUUAACCAGAGUGGUGAUCGUGUGUGUGUGGAGCUCGGCCGUGGUGCUGGCCUUCCCUCUCUGCUUCUACUCAAAGACCAGAGCCAUUCCCAAGAGGACGCUGUGCUAUGUGGCCUGGCCCCGCCUCCGCAGCGAUGCCUUCAUGUACCACAUCAUUGUAGCAGUGCUGGUGUAUCUGCUGCCCCUAGUGGUGAUGGCGAUCACAUACAGCGUGAUAGGAGUCACACUGUGGGGCGGCGGCAUGCCAGAAAACUCCUCUGACAACUACGUGGAGCAGCUACAGGCAAAGCGCAAGGUGGUGAAGAUGAUGAUGGUGGUGGUGGGGACCUUCGCUCUGUGCUGGUUGCCGUAUCAUGUCUAUUUCAUCAUUACAGGUCUUUACUCCAACAUCAGCAGGUGGAAGUUUAUCCAGCAGGUUUAUCUGGCUGUGUUGUGGCUCGCUAUGAGCUCCACCGUUUACAACCCCAUCAUCUACUGCUGCCUCAACAGCAGGUUCCGUGCAGGUUUUAAGCAAGCGUUUCGCUGGUGUCCCUUCAUCACCGUGUCUCACCAGGAUGAGCUGGAGCUGAAGACGACGAGAUUCCAGCGGAACCGUCAGAGCAGCCUGUUCACCGUGACCCGCCUGGAGUCCAGUGCCGACACACACACCUCUCACUCCUCACGCCGCAAGAGUUCCGCCGCCAGUCGGCACAGCAGCCUCGGCAGCCAGUCACGACUCGCCACCCGCCUCUCUCUGAACGGCUGUCAGCACACCGUAAACACCACGCCCACCUAGAGCUUUCAGCCAAUCAGACACCACAAUUAGAGGAGUUACGAACAGAAAUUUGUGACGUGUGUAAUUAAGACUGAAUAACUCUAAAAAGUCUCUAAAUGUUACUGAAUUUCCUGUUAAAUUACUUUUUAAGUGUGAGAUCGUAGGCUGAUGAUGUCAUAGUUUGAGUUAAAUUAACCAAUCAGCAGCUUUGCAUCAAAUCAGACUCAGUUUAACUUCACACACAUUACACACACUCGCUAUAAUCACACUUUCUUUCUUUCUUUCUUUCUUUCUUUCUUUCUUUCUUUCUGUUACAUUAUUUUACUUAUUUUUAUACCAGUUUUUUAACUCUACAUUAAUUGGUGUUUGUUUUUGAGACAUUUAAGAGCGUCACAUAAAUCCAUCAUUCAGCUCAUAAAAGCUCUGAAACUGUUUGACUUCCAAACAAACGCUUCUGACUUUCACUCGACAGAAACGAGUCUGAAAUGAGAUUUUAUGAAUGUUAGUGUUCAGUUGUGCAGCAGGCUGAAGGUGGAGCUCAGUGUGUGAGAGAGAACAGGACUGUGUGAUUUACUCGUCUACAGUGUGAUCUGUUCAUUCUCACACUGUUUAUGUUCUUCUCAGCAUCCGGCGUACCUUCUCUCUCUCUCUCUCUCUCUCUCUCUCUCUCUCUCUCUCUCUCUCUCUCUCUCUGGUGAAACAUUGUGUGGGGACAUUAGACAAUUUUCAAUUUUUAUCAUUUCAAUUUCUAAAUUUUAUUUCCUAACAGACUCACAGACACACACACACACACACACACACACACACACACACACACACACACACACACACACACACCACAAUCAGACCUGAAUAACAGUCAUAUUGUUUAUUAGCAUGUCUUUAUAUCCUAAUUGCUAAUUAGCAGCUUUCUCUCUGCAGCACUGAGUGUAAACUAUAUGUGUGUUUAAUAUCAUUAUUAUAAACAUUAUAUAACCUGAACACAUAAUUAACACUGAUGUCAUCUGUAUCACUUCCUGUUUAUUAGCUGGUUUUUAGACACUAACAGACCCACAAUGUAAAUGCCUCGUGUUUCAUUGUAGAGUUUUUAAUAAAUGGAUUGUAAACUUCAGCAUGAGAAAAAAUCCUCUGGAUGUCAUUAAUGUGUGUAAACAGAUUUUAUUUUUUAUGUUAAA